Entrophospora candida is the source of this 705-nucleotide messenger RNA. NCBI's taxonomy places the organism in Eukaryota, Fungi, Glomeromycota, Glomeromycetes, Entrophosporales, Entrophosporaceae. The record is from the annotation of a GenBank genome assembly.
AUGAAUCCAACUGCAGUUAUCACCACCAUUAACAACACUUCAAACAAUGCAACCGCAAAACCUGAAAAUGCCACAAAUUAUUGCACUAUUAUAUCACAAAUAUACUUGCCGCCCAUACUAUGGGAUCCCUCAAUCCCAUCGAGUAUGAGUGGGUGGGCUGAUGGAAUAGAAAAUUUAUCAAUUUCUGAAAUUAAUACAAGUACUGGAAGUUCUAGACAAGGAGGUAAAUCUAGAGAUCCAGUAUGGAAUUAUUUUAAUGCAACAGAAAUUCCACAUGAUUCUUGCCUUUCGGCACAAAGUAAAUUUUGCUUCAAGCCAUGGAAGUGUGGUAAACCUUCUGACUUGAAAGGGCAUUUGACUCUGAAAUGCUCAUUGGAUAAUAGAGAAAGAGGAAAUAUUGGAAAUAAUAUAGAUCUUCAUUCUUAUUUUGACAGUGAUAGAAUAGAUGCACCAAAAAUUUCAAGAGCAAACCAAGAAAUGACAGACUAUGUUUUUAGGUUUAAUUAUAUAAUUACAAGGAACUCGGUUCUUGCCAUUAUGUUAAUAUAUCAAAUGGUUUAUCAAACUUAUCAAUUGAAUUCAAAACAACGAAUACUUGAAGGCAGUCAAACACAUUGGCCAUUAAGUUUAUUGAAAACAGUUUACAUGGGUAACCAUAUUUUUAAAAAUUUGACUUUACGUCUUAAGCGUCAAAACGGGUCAUGA